Molecule: messenger RNA, 1304 nt
Organism: Olea europaea var. sylvestris
Lineage: Eukaryota; Viridiplantae; Streptophyta; Magnoliopsida; Lamiales; Oleaceae
Product: cytosolic sulfotransferase 5-like
Exons: 2
Coding region: 74-1021 (315 amino acids)
Biological process (GO): sulfation
Cellular component (GO): cytoplasm
Molecular function (GO): sulfotransferase activity
Source: RefSeq, a predicted model, not a curated record
ACCUUCUUCUUUACUGCAUAAAAUGAAAAUGACUACUGAAUUCUUCAUCAAUUGAAGCCUUUCUUCUUCAACAAUGGAAGCUUUUGCAUACCAAAACCCUCAUCCUGAUUCAGCAAUUCAAAAACAAAAAUGGUUUUCUGAUGAAUUUCUCUACAAAUUUAAGGGCUCUUGGAUUUGGUCAACUUAUCUUGAAUCCACAAAAAAGGUUGUUGAGAAUUUCAAGCCACUUCCAACUGAUGUAAUUCUUGCUUCCUUCCCCAAAACUGGCACUACAUGGCUUAAAGCUCUUUUACAUUCCAUUAUUUUCAGAUCUUCAGAAGAAAAAUCCCUGAUUUUCAACCACCCCCAUGAACUCAUUCCAUCUCUAGAAACAAAACUAUUUCUUGAAUCCAAUGGAAAAGACCCUGAAUUUACUGAUCAAAAAGUUAGAAUUCUUGGAACCCAUAUUCCUUACCAGAUUAUAGGCGAUGUCCUCAACUCCUCAGAUUGUAAAAUUGUUUAUGUUACAAGAAAUCCAAAGGACACUCUCGUUUCCCUUUGGCAUUUCAUACAAAAAGCAAAGAAAUUCCACGAAGAUCCAUGGACACUAGAGGCUGCUGUUGAUCAGUUCUGCAAUGGGGUUUUACCUUUCGGCCCGUAUUAUGAUCAUGUUUUGGCUUACAGGGAAGAAAGCCUUAAAAGGCCUUGGAAAGUAUUCUUUGUUACCUUCGAGGAACUUAAGGAAGAUGGAAACAAACAAGUGAAAAGAUUGGCUGGAUUUCUUGGGUGUCCAUUUGAAGGUGAAAAUGCAGAAGAAAAAAUUGAGGAAAUUGUGAAAAGUUGUGGCUUUGAAACGUUGAGUAAUCACGAAGUUAACAAGUCGAGUGAGACGCCAGAGUGUUUUCCAUUGCCGUAUAAUUCAUUUUUCAGAAAUGGGAAAGUUGGUGAUCACAUAAACUACUUGAAGCCUGAAAUGAUUCACCAAAUUGAUGCUAUUACAAGACAAAAGUUUCAUGCUUCUGGAUUUGUUUAUGGAAUCUAAUUCAGAUGAUUCAACAGUUGUGUUUCAAACUCGAAAGACAUGUCCCAACUCCAAUGUUUGGAAUUUAUUUCAGUUGUUUCGACAAUUGUGUUUUGAACUCGAAAGACAUGUCCCAACUCCCAUGUUUGUUAUGUUGGAUGGCGGUAGUGUCUGCAAUUCUACUAUAUAGUUAUGUGUACCAUUUGUUCAAAACUAGGAUUAAGCGUGUCUGUUUCAUGAAGAAUGUGUGGUUGAAAUGAUGUCAAAUUAUAUUUAAGAAUGUAUUUUUUUGAAAAAAUAUAGC